AUGGAGCCGUGCAACGUCUCCAGGCCGGGCCAGCGCUGGCGGCUCUCAGCCGCGCCUGGCAGGUCCGAGCAGACCGCCGUGCAGAACGACCUGGCCUUCCGCGCGGGAGGGUGCUGGGAGAUCACGGCGUGCGCCGAGGACGAGCACGCCGAGGUGGGCGUCAACUACGGCUGCAAGGCCCUGCCCCGCCCGGGCUGGGCCGACCCGUGCGAGGCGAACGGAGCGUGGUCCUUCAACGCCAACUUGACGAUCACCUCCGUCAUGGACGGCAAGUGCCUGCAGGUGGACCCGCGGGACGACACCACGGUGAGCGUGGCGUCGUGCACCGGAGAGGUCCCGUCCGUAGCCAUUUUGGCUCAAGAGCGGCUCAGGUUGUCGCCGCCGAUCCAGCAGCAGUCGUCAGCGCCCCUCUCCGCAGGGCCAGCCAUGGGGGCCAACAAGGUCGUGCAGAAGUCCAAGGAGGCCAAGAUGAAGGCCGCCAUGGCCGGCGGCAAGUCCAAGAAGAAGAAGUGGAGCAAGGGCAAGGUCAAGGAGAAGCUGGCCAACCUGGUCAUGUUUGACCAGGCCACGUACGACAAGAUGCUGAAGGAGAUUCCGAAGGCGAAGCUCAUCACCACCGCCAUCGUGAGCGAGAGGCUGAAGGUGAACGGCUCGGUGGCGCGCCAGGCCAUCCGCCACCUGGAGGAGAAGGACCUGAUCCAGCCCGUGGGCGAGAGGAGCUCCAGCAUGCUGAUCUACACGCGCAAGAUCGGGGCGGGCGACUGAGCGCCAGCGACGCGCGCACAGAGGCGACCUGAGGGGCUGCGAGCGUCGGCUUCGCCGCGGCGCCUCCUUUCUCCUCCUCCGUCUUCCCUCCUCCCCCUCCUCUUCCUUGG
Prorocentrum cordatum is the source of this 875-nucleotide messenger RNA. Lineage: Eukaryota; Dinophyceae; Prorocentrales; Prorocentraceae. The record is from the annotation of a GenBank genome assembly.